AUGGCUCCGAAGACGCACGCGAAGGCGGCGGAGAGCGACGCGCAGCAGCUGAAGACGAAGCUCGAGACCGAGCCGCUGAGCAAGAGCCUCACGGGCACCGUCAUUCCCGAUGAAACCUCCUUCAACAUCGAGGCGGAGAUCAAAGCCCUGGGCGGGCUGGAGGUGCUGGUUCCAGGGAAGCUGGAGCCGACGCUGAUUCGGCAGCAUCUGGACGAGUCGCUCCUCAAGGCCUUCAACUGCGCGUGCAACCUCAUGCUGCGGGACAUCAAGGCUCCGCCGCAGUCCUUUCAUGACCCUGAAAGGGGUGAUGCACUAACGAUUGCGGAGUAUGAUCUGGCUCUGGGCAAGGUGGCAUAUGAGAAGGACCUGAACCUCCACAAGGCAGCAGAGAUGUCAGGGGACGCUGGAGCGCAGAACUUCAUUGAGAAUCGCUUGCUCAAGCCAGCGAUGCUUGCGAUACAACGCUGUGCUCACUAUGUGACUCAGAUCAGGCGCGUGGGCAAGGGAACAGGGGAGUACCAGAUGGAUCAUCACAUGCUCAUGGGUGUGGACGUUGGAGAACUCACCGUGGGACAGGUUCUUGAUCCAAUGACUGAGCGUAUGUCGGUGCACAUGCAGCCACCUACCAAGCGUGCUCGCACAGCAGCUGAUGGCAUUGGGAGUACCAGAUGGAUCAUCACAUGCUCAUGGGUGUGGACGUUGGAGAACUCACCGUGGGACAG
This is a messenger RNA of Closterium sp. Naga37s-1, 722 nucleotides long. Lineage: Eukaryota; Viridiplantae; Streptophyta; Zygnematophyceae; Desmidiales; Closteriaceae. The record is from the annotation of a GenBank genome assembly.